This is a messenger RNA of Rhododendron vialii, 636 nucleotides long. RefSeq lists its product as uncharacterized. The transcript has 3 exons. Lineage: Eukaryota; Viridiplantae; Streptophyta; Magnoliopsida; Ericales; Ericaceae. The record is from RefSeq and is a predicted model, not a curated record. The coding region runs from base 33 to 512 and encodes 159 amino acids.
CCCGAAUUCUCUAGCUGUUGUAGUUUUUCAAAAUGGAAGCCAUACUCUUAUCAAGAUCGCGUAAAUCUUUCAUCUUCUUGCCGAUCAUUGUUUCUGCCUUUUGCUUCUACUCAGCAUUUGCAGAUGAAGGUCCGGCGCAAACUCUUACAAAUGCCUUGUUGUGCUUCAACAAUAAGUUUAUUUACAAUAGAUGCAGUGAAGCAUACAGAUUAAACCAGAGUGGAGAUCUAAGUGUUCCACCAGAAGCAACAGAUGAGUUCUGCAAUGGGGCUUGCCUAUCGGAGACACAAGGUAUGCUCAGUUGCAUUGAUGACAUCGUUUCUGGCUUCCUAUUCUACAACAAGGCCACAACUCGAGACAUAACAGGCACACUCCAUUCUGCUUGCAGUUACACUAAACAAAGAGGUAAAAUUUUAUGUGUCCUAAAUGGCCUUCAUCCUUUCUCUACAUUCUUCCUUUGCCCCUCUUUCACACACACUUUCCUACCGCACGAUCACAGCGAUAGAUUAUAAAAUAACGACGCGCCUAACUGGUCGCCAUAUCUUUGUCAAACACGUCAGGGGCACCGACAUGCCGGCGAUACAUGAGGAUGCAUCUGGGAUACACCAAAUGGCGUGUCUAGUUAUUUAUAACAAU